UGGCUGCCGGGCGUUGUCAGUCGCCGAGGCCAGAGCCGUCGCCGGGGAAGCGCAACCCGGCUCCGGUGCUCCGGCUGCCGCCGCGGCUGCUCGGCUAGUGCAGCUGAGCGAGCCCGCGCGGGCGCCACCGCCGCCUCCGCCGCCGUCCACCGCGCGCUGCCAGCACCGCGGGGCUUGCAGGAGGCCGCCGGGAGGGGCGGGCUCGCGAGCGAAGCACGAGGAGGCGGAGGCGGGGGAGAAGUGAUGCUGGCGCCAGGGAUCCGGGCAGCGGCAGCGGAGAAUAAGCAUCUUCGGGACCCCGGCUGCAGCGUCCCCGUGGCCCGCGGGCCAGCAGAACGGCCAGAGACGGCGCGUCCCGCGGAUCUGUUAGAGCCACAUCAAGGAUUGCUGAGUCCAGGAGUGGAGCAAAGUUUGUGUGAGAACAGUGACUCUACUGUCAGAAGAAUGCAAGACAUUUCAUCAUAGAAUUCACUUGGAAAAGCCAUGUGGAGCAACCCCAGCUAAAGAAGCCAGAAGACUAGUCUACUGGGGAAAGAAGAAAUGGGUUUCCAUGGACCUAUCAGUGAUAAUCAUCACAGGAUUCUACAAUUUGGUAUGCAGCAGCUUCUGGAGUGAGCCUCUCAAAUCUCUACAGACCAAUGGAGACCAAGCGAGAUGCUCUGUAACUGUAGAAAGAAGAAAGGCAGCAAGUUUGAUCCAAAAGAGUUCUGAGGAAGAUUUCUGAGGCAUGGAGCUUCCAGUGGGUUUGGAAGAAAGUAAAGUGAAUUCGGUGGUGCCACAACACAAAUAAGGUCCAUGGACACCCACCAACCAACUCCUCUCUGGCAGAAUUUUUAGAUUGCUGAAUAAUAUGCUGCCUUUGCAAGAGAACAAGGAACUAGUGCCCAAAAGACGUGUUCUUCAGUAUUUGGAUUAGACGUGCUCUCAAGACAAUGGCUUCAAAGGUCUCCUGCCUCUAUGUAUUGACCGUUGUGUGCUGGGCCAGCGCUCUCUGGUACUUGAGCGUAACAAGACCUACUUCAUCCUACACUGGCUCCAAACCAUUCAGUCACCUAACAGUUGCUAGGAAAAACUUCACCUUUGGCAACAUAAGAACUCGACCUAUAAACCCACAUUCUUUUGAAUUUCUUAUAAAUGAGCCCAACAAAUGUGAGAAAAACAUUCCUUUCCUUGUGAUCCUCAUUAGCACCACACACAAGGAAUUUGAUGCCCGCCAGGCAAUCCGCGAGACAUGGGGGGAUGAGAACAACUUCAAAGGGAUCAAGAUAGCCACGCUUUUCCUCCUGGGCAAAAAUGCUGAUCCUGUUCUGAACCAGAUGGUGGAGCAAGAGAGCCAGAUCUUCCAUGACAUCAUCGUGGAAGACUUCAUUGACUCCUACCACAAUCUCACCCUCAAAACCUUAAUGGGGAUGAGAUGGGUUGCCACUUUCUGUUCAAAAGCCAAGUACGUCAUGAAAACCGACAGUGACAUUUUUGUGAACAUGGACAACCUUAUUUAUAAACUCCUGAAACCCUCUACCAAGCCAAGAAGAAGGUAUUUCACUGGUUAUGUCAUCAAUGGCGGGCCAAUCAGGGAUGUCCGCAGUAAGUGGUAUAUGCCUAGGGAUUUGUACCCUGACAGCAACUACCCACCAUUCUGUUCAGGGACUGGCUAUAUCUUUUCCGCUGAUGUGGCUGAACUCAUUUACAAGACCUCACUCCAUACCCGGCUGCUUCAUCUUGAAGAUGUGUAUGUGGGACUGUGUCUUCGAAAGCUUGGCAUACAUCCUUUCCAGAAUAGUGGCUUCAAUCACUGGAAAAUGGCCUACAGUUUGUGUAGGUACCGCCGCGUCAUUACUGUCCACCAGAUCUCUCCUGAAGAAAUGCACAGAAUCUGGAAUGACAUGUCAAGCAAGAAGCAUCUCAGAUGUUAGGACUUUUAUCAAUGUAAAUAACUUUCUUUUCUAAGAAAUGGGGACUAAGAUGUUGGUAUAUACAGGUGUCACCAAGGGAACCUAAACUGGUAAGGGGUUUUGUAAAGGUUUUUGCUUCCUAUUCCUAAUUCUUUCUUGGAUCAGAUUUUACAAGCAUUGGGCUCAGCCAUGGAAACAGUGAGUGAUUUAGAAGGGCCAGAUUUCAUUCUCAGGUCCUAAGACAUUGCCAUUUAUUUCAAAAAGUGACUCUAAAUAACUGCCAGGAUUAGUGCACUGUGCAUCUGAGAUAAAGAUCUGGGCCAGGAGAUAGAAACUCACAGUAAUGUCUUCACACCAUAUCUGCAAACAUAAAUAAUAAUUCUUUCUUAAAAACAUCAAAACAAAUCAGAAAAGAUACACAGUCAGGAACACACACUAGAUGUGAUCAUUAAUGCUGUGUGCUGUUGUCACAUAGCAUUUUUACAUAUGUUUCCAUGGAUGUGUACAGAAUUUGAGAUUCUACCAAUAAUUGAUUUUAUCCCUGGGGUAGGGAGACUAUGCCAGAAUAGAUGGGGAUGUAAAGUUUCGAAUCAAUUAUCCUAUAUGUAUAGAAAACAUCUCAACAUGAAAUCACACGGAUUAAGUCUGGUGAAUUGUACAUAAAAUGAUACUUUAAGUAAAUAAAUAAAUGUUUUUUUUUUCCCCAGAACACACAUUACAUGGUGCCACCAAGGAGACUACCAAGUGUAGUAGUCUCACCUGCUUCCUUUCAUAUUAUACCUUUAAGUGCAUUUUAUGGUUUUUGGAUCAGGCAAGUGUAUGUCUCUAUGUGUAGAAAACACAUUGGUAGGAGGCCCAGAAAUAAUACAUAACAAUUGAUAAGAUGCAAAUCUAGGUACCCAUUCUAAUUAGCAUAAGUUGGCAAUAGUGCAUAAUGCCCCUCUCACACAUUUGCAAAGCACAUGAGAACAUCUUUAACAAGUACCAGUAUUAUUAAAAGAUGUACCCCUGCUACCAAUAGAAGAAAGGCUCUCUUAAUGUCUAAAACAUUCACAUAUGUUUAGUAGCAAAAGUUCUUUGAGAUGUUCUGGGGAUUCUGUGGCUGAGAUCCAUGGGAAGGAAGGAUAGGGAAGCCGAGUUCAGAUCCCAUUGAUGCCACCAAUUUAUAUGGACCAUAUGAACAGACAUCUCAUAUUUGAUGUACUUCUGUAUGCUCACUUAUAAAAUGGCUACAAAGAAAAAUCUACCUCACAGGUACUGUGAGAGCAAAUCACAUUUGCUAAUAAGUAUUUUGAGAUCUUUAGUUUAAAAGGUGCUACGUAAUGCCAUGGAUCAUGCACGAUGCUAAAUGCUGAAAUGAUUACAGUAAUUAUAAAGAUGGUUAUCCAUUGUGGCCACAUCUUCUUAAUAUAACAGUUUACCAAAAUAAAGAUCGACUGUGAUAAAGAUCAGCGUACCUAGUUCUUCCAAGACUUGAUGUUUCCCUGGCUGUAAGUUAGUUGAUAUGGAGAAGCUUCGGUUUCUCCACCACAGUCUCUCUCAUUUUAGGGAUGAAUUUUUCACUUCAGUGUGUUGCCUUGGCAUCCUGGGAUGUUUAAAGCAAAAGAAUCUACUUUGCUUUAGGGAGGAGCUUUGCAUAGGUUUUGCAAAACACAACUUAGAUGAGAAACAUUUGCCCUGUAUUCUCAAAACUCUUUAGAACAAGUAGAGCUAAUCUGCUCCCUCAGAAGAUGAAUAAACACCCAGCAAAUCUCCACAGUUGCUCAUCUACCAUUGAUGCCCCACUCCUUGUUGUGAUGCAAAGAAAGCUGAGAAAGUUGCUCAUUUGAGCUAUUUUCUUUGUUCAAACCCCCCCCCCCCAUAGAAGCUGAUAGUAAUGGAGAGACAAUGGAGUAAAUGGGGUCCCAUAAUCACAUACUCUCUUGCUAGGAAACACUGAAUAUUUCAUCAGUCCCCCCCCCCCAAGUACUGAAUGACAUAGGACUUCCCAUCCUUUUAUAUGAUGAUGUCAAAUGACCUAGAGAAAGAUGAAUCGGGACAAGGUGACCAAUCCUCCCACUAUCUAGCCUCAAACCCUAUGAGCUCCAAUGGCUGCGACAGUCUCACACCCUCAGGGCUCAUUGGUCUCCCAGCAAGCAGCCCAGCUGAACGCAGUCUCUGUCUCCUGCGAUGGCCUUGCAUCUAUCCUAUGCUCAGCCAAACCACUUCUCAUGUCCAAAAUCUCACACUAUAAUAACCAUGUAUGUACAUCUAUGAAUUGCUUUAUAUGUAAGUGCGAAAUAAUGUAUUGAGCCCUAAUCUUGAAAAGGAGCAAAAAAAAAAAAAAAAAAAAAAAAAAAAAAAAAAAAAAAAAAAAAAAAAAAAAAAAAAAAAAAAAAAAAAAAAAAAAAAAAAUCAGAAAAUCACAUGUCUUAAAGAACGGUUUCUUAACUUUUUUUAUGCUACAUAGUGCCCAUAUGAGAAACAUGUAAAUAGACAUCCAAUAUUACAUGUAUAUAUUUUAAAGAUGCUUUUCUUGUCACCUAAAUUGUAUGUACGGCUAGAAUCUGCUUGAUAUGUAACAUUUUCCUCUGCAUGGAACUCAAUGAGGCAAGGCCAUUUGUCCAGGAUCUCAAUAGCCUUAAGCAUGUUUGUUCGCUCUUUGUUUUUUUGGAUGUUCAAAAAAAAAAAAAUGGUUAAUUUGUCAAGGAAAAGCUCUAAUUUUCUACUUUUGUUAAUUUUAUGACAAGAAGCUGGUCAAAUUAUUGUCAUAGUUAUAUAUUAAGCCAUUCUUAACGUUUGUUUAAGAAAAAUAUACUAAUGGCAGUAUUCUGGGGCUAGGGGUUCUCGCUCAGUGGUAAAGCAUUUGCCUAGCAUGCCAAGGGCUCUGGGCUCAGCCCUCAGCCCUGCAAUAAUACAGUUCAAAUAAUGUCGGCCCUACUGUGCCAGAAGUCACUCAAAUAAUUUUUCUAAACACUGUCUGGGUCCCCAUUAUUUCUCCACUAUACUGGAUAACAUCAGCACCUAAUCUUAAAAGUUUCUUAGAGGAAAAGAUGCUUUCUCUUUGGUGCCUCGUUUGUGUGGCUUUGUGUCCUCUUGGAGCAGUUUCAAUAUACAAAAAUGUACUUUCAAAUAACCAGAUUCAAAACAUGAAGAUCAUUUUUGAUUUGAAUUGAUACGGAAGAAUAAAACCCCUUGUGUGAUAAGAUACGGAGGGGAAACAAACUCUUUACAGAGAAGUCACGGAAGGAGUUUUUCAAUCAAGUUUCUUCUAACAAAAGACAAUGGGAUAUUUGUGUACAGUGUGUGGAGUUCAUUUUCUACCUUUCCUAAUCUGUGAGUUCAAAGCGGGGAACCGAUUGUAUCAUUUCUGUAAAGGUGAAGAUACUUUUUAUAAGCCACAGGUAACUUGUGAAUGAAAGAAGUCAUUCACUAGAGACGCUUGAUGAGAAUUGACAUUUAGGUAUAUUGUUAUAUAUGAAUGAUUGUAUUUAUGUAUUUAUUUGUUCAAAAUUGUACAUAUGGUUUUGCCAAAAGUAACUGUGUGUUAAAGUGCACUCUCCGGGUUUGUAGUACUUAGGGUUACAUGGGGUGCCAAUCAAGCUGCUAAUCGGAAGACUAUUUUUUUGUAUCGGUGUUACAACAUAUGACAAAUAGAUGACGCUGUCUUUUCAUUCAUCCUCUUUCCCUUCCUCUUGAAAUGUAAACUGUGGGUUGAAAGCACGAUGCAAAUUGUACAGGCCCACCUGUCAAGAGGAAGAUCAUGGUUUCAUAAGACUGAUUUUUUUUUUUUUAAACUCCUGGGACAAAUAAACAAAAGAAGAACUAAGCCCAUUUUUCUGCUUCUUUUGAAUGGCUCUCUUUGGGGAGAUGUGAUGGUUUAUACCCACCCACUAUAAUCUUCCUAACGAUUUCAACAUAAGCAAUACCUUAAAUGACUCAGAGCUUGUCCAUAGAAGCAUGAAGCAAAUUAGUGGUGUACUCGGAGAGCGUUUGGUCCCAUAAAUAAGCUAUGGACGACCUCUGGGUUUAGGAAAUGUGCUUCUUGACUACUUCUCAUUGGCUUUAGAGAAGUGUUUUACUAUCCAAUUAAGUGUGUGUGUUGAAAACGUCAAGAAAUUCCACCUACAGAGGGACAUUCGGUGAAGAUCCUGCUUAGCAAACCAGGACACAGUAAAUCUAAGGCAAAAAUCCCACUUAGUGUUGUAUCUAUAUAUCUACUUUGGAAUAUUCACAUAUGCUUUAAGAGUUCAUUUAUGAAUGAAAGAGUUAUUCCACCAUUCUGUAGCCUAGGUGAGGAGAUGCUGACUCCUGAUUGCUAACUAUUAGCAAGAGACGAAGAGCUAUUUAAGAAACUAAAGCAUUUUUAAAUAUUAUUAUUAAUUUUGAUCCAGCUAAAGGAGAUGUAAAUUUGGGUUUAACUUCUCCUCCGAUUAUGCCUCCAUUUCAUGAGGGCAAAAUAUAAACUGAAAUAUGUGAGUAAACAAUUAAAAAAAACAUAAAAUAUGCA
Mastomys coucha (southern multimammate mouse) is the source of this 6381-nucleotide messenger RNA. It is a transcript of the gene B3galt1, whose product is annotated as beta-1,3-galactosyltransferase 1. The transcript is spliced from 6 exons. Gene Ontology annotation, molecular function: N-acetyl-beta-D-glucosaminide beta-(1,3)-galactosyltransferase activity. NCBI's taxonomy places the organism in Eukaryota, Metazoa, Chordata, Mammalia, Rodentia, Muridae. Gene Ontology annotation, cellular component: membrane. The record is from RefSeq and is a predicted model, not a curated record. Bases 933 to 1913 code for a protein of 326 amino acids.